UACAUGGACUGGCUGUCACGAUAUUGAUUUGUGAUCUUUAUAUUCGUCAAGGUUCAAUCUCAUGCAGCUUUUCAUACAAAACGAACGUAGCAUUAGAAUCAGGAAAAUGAUUGUGGCUCUUGAGUCUCCUAGAUUUAACAAUGGAACUAUACUGAGCCAGAUCCCGCAAUAUCGUAUAUUUGGUCAGAAAAGAGCCUUAAUAAUGAUCACCCUCAAGCUAUACUACAGAUACUCACUGCAAAGGACUAUGCGUUGAUCUUAGGAAUGCCUGGAACAGGAAAAACCUCCACAAUGGUCCAUGCUGUGAAAGCUUUGUUGAUCAGAGGUUCAUCUAUUCUGCUUGCAUCUUACACAAACUCUGCAGUUGCUAAUCUACUCAUCGAAUUAAAACGCAGGGAAUUGAGUUUUUACGUAUUGGAAGAGACGAGGCUGUACACGAAGAAGUUCGAGAAAGUUGCUUUUCAGCUAUGGGUAUGUGCAGUUGCUGGAACUAAAUGUAGGAGAUUGGAUAAAUUUGCAUUACAUAUCAACAGUACCACUUUAACAUGGACCAAAGAUUGUCCCUCUGGACAUGGCCGCUCUCUAGCUCGUGUUGGAUGCUCUGCGGUAGUGAAGAUUCCUUAGUCAUCUGGGCUUUCAUCUUCUCCACUGAAUCCUUGUGAAGAUUCCUCUGGUACUCAACCCAUUCAGCCCGGGAGUCCCUAAGCCUGGCCUUCUCGGAUUUCAGCAAGUCCUCUACCUUGUUCUUUUCUAAAGCAGUGUGAGUAAGGGACACUUCUGCUUGAGCGAUCUUGGCUGACAGCCUUUCAAUCUCUAGGUUGCGCUCCACGACCGCCUUUUCCAAACUGGAGGAUUUGGCUUGCUCAGCAGCGAGGUCUUGCUUCACUUUCUCGAAUUUCCCGACGUCAAAGAUAUCAGUUUUAAGAUGACGAUCGUAGACCCAAAUGAUGUUAUUAGUCCGGCCUUCAACCUAGAGAAACGAUCAAAGUUAGCAACAGAGCCAAAAGGCAAAAGAUUGCCAAAAUCUAAAUGCAUUACCUGAAACUUGGCACGCACAAUUUCCUUAUACUUGUCGACUAGGAUGAGAUCCUUUAUCUCUGAAUUGCCAAAAUAGAACGGCACAAGCCUCUGCAUCGUUGCACAGCGGAGUAUCUUUCUUGUAAGUGAAGCAGAAUUCACCAGGAUUCAACCUGCAACGCUUAGUCCAGUGUCCGGUUUUGGUACCUUGGACCACAACAUGGAGGUCGUCUACAGCUGGAGGGACCUCCUCUCUUGAAGAAAUCCCAACAUUAGGGAACCGGGACGUUGGUCGCUUCAGGGACAAAGUUCUCAUCUCAGCUUUGGGAACUGUCUGUGCUGUUUUUUUGCGGGAGAAUUGAUGUGAUGUGAGUGCGAAAACAAUUUUUACCCUAAUAGAAUCAACUAAAACCACAAGUGCACAGCUAAUUGAUUGUAAAAAUUAGGGAUCAAAUCUACAGGGAAGGAGAAUCUUUUCUGCAAAAACUUUUGAAAGAGAUUAAAGCAAGAAACUCUAGA
Molecule: messenger RNA, 1536 nt
Organism: Eutrema salsugineum
Lineage: Eukaryota; Viridiplantae; Streptophyta; Magnoliopsida; Brassicales; Brassicaceae
Exons: 6
Coding region: 265-624 (119 amino acids)
Source: RefSeq, a predicted model, not a curated record